Molecule: messenger RNA, 2097 nt
Organism: Tympanuchus pallidicinctus (lesser prairie-chicken)
Lineage: Eukaryota; Metazoa; Chordata; Aves; Galliformes; Phasianidae
Product: ovoinhibitor-like
Molecular function (GO): protein binding
Source: RefSeq, a predicted model, not a curated record
UGGCUUCCCGUCUUGAUGACAGAUUGGGUGUUACAUCACAAGGUGGGACCAUUUGAUAUGACAACACGCUAUAUAUUCCUGCUGUUACCUCUGCCCUUCCUCUCCCACUUUGAGAGUAAGCAAGCUGUGUGGGCCUCGAGUCGCUCUGCCAUGAAGACUGCCAAGCAGUUUGUACAGGUGGCUCUGGCCCUCUGCUGCUUUGCAGAUAUUACCUUUGGAAUUGAGGUUGAUUGCAGUCUGUAUGCCAGCGGCAUUGGCAAGGAUGGGACGAGCUGGGUAGCCUGCCCGAGGAACCUGAAGCCUGUCUGUGGCACAGAUGGCUCCACAUACAGCAACGAGUGUGGGAUCUGCCUCUACAACAGGCAACACAGUGCAAACGUGGAGAAGGAAUAUGACGGAGAGUGCAGGCCAAGGCACAUUACGGUUGAUUGCACUCAGUACCACCGAGUUGUAAGAGAUGGCAACGUCAUGGUAGCCUGCCCAAGGAUUCUGAAACCAGUCUGUGGCUCAGAUAGCUUCACUUAUGACAAUGAAUGUGGGAUUUGCGCCUAUAAUGCAGAACAUCGCACCAACGUUUCCAAACUGCAUGAUGGAGAAUGCAAGCUGGAGAUUGGCUCAGUUGACUGCAGUAAGUACCCAUCCGCAGUCUCUGAGGAUGGCAGAACAUUGGUAGCCUGUCCAAGGAUCCUGAGCCCGGUUUGCGGCACAGAUGGUUUCACCUAUGACAAUGAAUGCGGGAUCUGCGCCCACAAUGCAGAGCAGAGGACCCAUGUCAGCAAGAAGCACAAUGGAAAAUGCAGGCAGGAGAUUCCUGAUAUUGACUGUGAUCAAUACCCAACAAGAAGAAUCGGUGGUGACAAACUCCUGGUGCGCUGCCCAAGGAUUUUGCUCCCAGUCUGUGGCACAGAUGGAUUUACUUAUGACAAUGAGUGUGGCAUUUGUGCCCAUAAUGUACAACAUGGGACUGAGGUUAAGAAAAGCCAUGAUGGAAGAUGCAAGGAGCGUAGCACCCCGCUUGACUGCACCCAGUACCUGGGCAAUAGUAAGAAUGGUGAAGCCAUUGCCGCCUGCCCCUUCAUCCUGCAGGAGAUCUGUGGCACUGACGGUGUCACCUACAGCAACGACUGUGCUCUGUGUGCCCACAACAUUGAAUUAGGAACCAGCGUUGCCAAAAAGCAUGAUGGGAGGUGCAGAGAGGAAGUUCCUGAGGUAAACAUCAACCCUGGCAGCAGGAACGGUGCAGUCAGGGAAAGAAAGAGAAGAAGACAGCUUGACUGCAGCAAGUACAGAACCUCCACACUGCAGGAUGGCAGGGAGCUGAUGGCCUGCACCAUGAUCUACGAUCCAGUCUGUGCUACCAAUGGCGUCACCUAUGCCAGCGAAUGCACGCUGUGCGCUCACAACCUGGAGCAGCGGACCAAUCUUGGCAAGAGAAAGAAUGGAAGAUGUGAAGAGGAUAUAACGAAGGCGAGUGGAAAAGGAUGGGAACAAAGAGCUGGAUCUGAUGACUGUUAGAAUCACAGGGGACUGUCCUCUGUUCCACUUCAAAAACGGGGGGAGCAAUGUGCAGCCCUGGGGAGGUCCUUUGGGAACGUCACACUGGUUGUAGAAUAUCUGCCAUCCAUCCCAUGGGAAUGGACAUGGCAGUGCACAGGAAUAGCGUGAGGUCUCAUUCCUCACCAGGAGGAACUCAGUUGGUUAUUGCCGUGAUUUUCCAGUUUCACUCUUUGUGCUGGGGAAAUUCUGUUUGAUCCCAGGCAGAGACUCAUGUCUUCCUUGUGUGUGCAGGAACAUUGCAAUGGGAUCCAGCAAGUCUCUCCCAUCUGCACCAUGGAAUACAUACCCCACUGUGGCUCUGACGGCAACACAUACGGCAACAGGUGUACCUUCUGCAAUGCGUACCUGGAGAGCAAUAGGACUCUCAACCUCGUGAGUAUGAGCGCAUGUUAACUCUGCACUGGAGUCUGGCGUGAGAAACAACCUGCCUUGCACAUGAGUCUUCAUGUACCAAUAUUCCCCAACAGUUCUCCUUCAGCUUGUUUUGUGUUCUAAGCUCUCCAAACACCUUUUUGGUGAAUAAACUCACUUGGCAACAUU